AUGUCCGUCACCCUGCACACCACCAAGGGCGACAUCAAGCUCGAGGUCUUUUGCGAGACGGUCCCCAAGACGGCCGAGAACUUCCUCGCCCUCUGCGCCUCGGGCUUCUACGCCGGCUCGCCCUUCCACCGCAUCAUCCCCUCCUUCAUCGUGCAGACCGGCUCGCCCGCCUCGGACCCCAAGUCCAAGACGUCGGCGUCCAUCUUCGACACGCCCAACCAGCUGUUCGACGACGAGAUCCGCCCCGCCCUCCGCCACAAUGCCCGCGGCAUCCUGAGCAUGGCCAACAAGGGGCCCAAUUCCAACGGCUCGCAGUUCUUCAUUACCCUUGCGCCCGCCCCGCACCUCGACGGCAAGAACACCGUCUUUGGCAAGGUCCUGGAGGGCUGGGAGGCGCUCGACGACAUGGAGCAAGUGCACGUGGACAAGAAGUCGCGCCCGCAGGAGAGGAUUGAGAUCAAGAGUGUCACGAUACAUGCAAACCCCUUGGCGGGCUGA
Molecule: messenger RNA, 498 nt
Organism: Exserohilum turcica Et28A
Lineage: Eukaryota; Fungi; Ascomycota; Dothideomycetes; Pleosporales; Pleosporaceae
Exons: 2
Coding region: 1-498 (165 amino acids)
Biological process (GO): protein folding; protein peptidyl-prolyl isomerization
Cellular component (GO): catalytic step 2 spliceosome
Molecular function (GO): peptidyl-prolyl cis-trans isomerase activity
Source: RefSeq, a predicted model, not a curated record